UGAAAGCAAAAUGAAAGUCUUCAGCUUAAUCCUGUUUAUAGGUUUCGGCAUCUUCUGCUUGGUAAGGGAACUGGAAGGCCAUGGCAUGAUGUUAAGUCCUGUGGGAAGAUCUUCACGUUGGCGUUAUGAUUCCUCGGCGCCAACAAAUUACGAUGAUAAUGCCUUAUAUUGUGGUGGUUUCUGGAAACAAACAGAAAAUGGUGGAAAUUGUGGUCUUUGCGGAGAUGAUUGGAGCUUGGAUCAGCCUCGUCCCAAUGAGUUGGGCGGCAAAUAUGGAAGUGGAGUGAUUGUGAAGAGUUAUGCUGGCGAAACUGAGGCUGAAAUUAGUGUUAAGAUCACGGCCAAUCAUCUGGGCUAUUUCCGAUUCCACAUCUGCAAUUUGGAUGAGAAUGGCAGCGAAUCCGAGGAUUGCUUUAAUCAAUAUCCUUUGAAUUUCACCGACGGCAGCUUGAAGUACAAUAUCAACUCAACCACUGGUGAUAUCCCAGUAACUGUGAAACUUCCCUCAGAUCUGAAUUGCGUUCAUUGCGUUUUGCGCUGGACUUAUACGGCGGGUAAUAAUUGGGGUGUUUGUGAGGAUGGAUCGGGCGCCAUGGGCUGUGGUGACCAGGAAACCUUUAUUAAUUGUGCAGAUAUCAGUGUGCUAUCCUCAGCCAGGAGCAUCUUCCAGGAGGUGCCAGUAGAGGUGGUUGAAACCGUUUAAAAGGGUUAUCAUCUGUGGCCAAGCGAACAAUUUAGUUAAUCUCAAUAAAUUAUUUAUAUAUAUUUUAAAAACGGUAUUUUGUAAAACUUUUUAUAAGGAAAAUCGGGGCUUUGCAUGAAUAUAG
Messenger RNA from Drosophila eugracilis, 827 nucleotides. RefSeq lists its product as uncharacterized. The transcript has 2 exons. The coding region runs from base 11 to 703 and encodes 230 amino acids. The record is from RefSeq and is a predicted model, not a curated record. NCBI's taxonomy places the organism in Eukaryota, Metazoa, Arthropoda, Insecta, Diptera, Drosophilidae.